Rhinopithecus roxellana (golden snub-nosed monkey) is the source of this 2212-nucleotide messenger RNA. RefSeq names its product chromosome 12 C1orf141 homolog (gene C12H1orf141). The record is from RefSeq and is a predicted model, not a curated record. NCBI's taxonomy places the organism in Eukaryota, Metazoa, Chordata, Mammalia, Primates, Cercopithecidae. The transcript is spliced from 9 exons. Bases 149 to 802 code for a protein of 217 amino acids.
GUAGCCCUCGGAGCCAGAAGAGGGAGGAAAGGAAGACGAGACGGGGUUUCAUCAUGUUGGCCAGGUUAGUCUCGAACUCCUGACCUCAAGUGAUCCGCCUGCCUUGGCCUCCCAAAGUGCUAGGAUUACAGGAAUUUAGUGAUUGACAAUGGCAGAAAAAAUCUUAGAGAAGUUAGAUGUCCUUGAUAAGCAAGCAGAGAUAAUCUUGGCCAGAAGAACAAAGAUAAACAGGCUUCAGAGUGAAGAAAGAAAAACAACUAUGGCUAUACCCCUGACAUUUGAUUUUCAGUUGGAAUUUGCAGAGGCUAUUGCUACGUCCGCAUCUAAGGCAAUAUCAAAGAUCAAAGAAGACAAGUCAUGCAGCAUUACAAAAUCAAAAAUGCAUGCCUCUUUCAAAUGUAAGCCUGAACCUAGAAAGAGUGAUUUUGAAAAGUCAAAUUUAAGACCAUUCUUUGUUCAAACAAAUAUAAAAAAUAAAGAAAGUGAGUCAACAGAGCCAGUAGAAGAACAUCUAAAAUCAAGAUCUAUUAGACCCUAUCUUUAUCUUAAGGAUACAACUGAGAUGGAAAAUGCAAGGCCUCUGAAUGUUCUACAUUCACAGCAUAGACAAGCAUGUAGAAGAUCACUGGGUUCUACAGACUUUUCUCCUAUAUUCAACAUUCAGUCUAAUGCUCAUAAAAAGGAAAAAGACUCUACUUUAUUUACAGGUCAAAUUGAAAAAAAACCUAGGAAACCAUUGGAUUCUGUUGGUCACUUAGAAGGUGAUAGAAAUAAAAGGAACAAAAGGACACAAAUCCCAUAAUUUUCCAUGACUCAGAAUAUGUACGAAUGUUACUUUUGACAAAAAAUAGAUUUUCUUCUCAUCCAUUGGAAAAUGAAAACAUUUACCCACAUAAAAGAACAAAUUUUGUUUUAGAAAGAAAUUGUGAAAUCCUCAAAUCUAUAAUUGGAGAUCAAUCUAUUUCUCUUUUCAAACCCAAGAAAACAAUGCCUACAGCACAGAGAAAAGAUAUACAGAUCCCGUUGUCUUUUAAAGUAGGCCACACAACUGUCGAUGAUAAACUAAAGAGGAAAACUAAUAAGCAGACACCAGAAAACAGAUCUUGGAAUACACUCUAUAAUUUCUCACAGCAUUUUUCUAGCCUAACAGAACAAUUUGUGGGUUACCUUGAUAAAGCUGUUAUUCAUGAAAUGAGUGCCCAAACUGGAAAAUUUGAAAGAAUGCUUUCUAUAGAAAAACCAAUGAGCAUACCCACAUCCAGUGCCUCACCUGUCAAAUGUUACUCAAAGCCUUUUAAAUAUGUAUAUAAACUAAAUAAUGUAACACCACUGGAUAAUUUAUUAAACUUGUGAAGUGAAAUUUUAAAUGCCUCAUAAAAUAUCAUGUAUGCAACAAUAUUGGAGUAACAAGAAGCAAAUAUCCAAGUUCCAAAAUUAUAAAAGAAAUUCUUAUCCAAAUAGUAAUGUUCGAAUUGAUCACAUAAGAAAGCAAAGCAUACACAUUGGAAUUACAAGUCAGCAGUCGUCUGUUCAAGAACCAUCAACAUUUGUAGUAAAUAAUAGGACAAAAUUAGGAAAUAAGUAUCACCAAGAGGAUCUAGUUCAUGACUUUCUAUUAUCUGAAUUAGAUUGCUCAAUCAUCAGCCUUCCUAUACUAAACUCUGAUUCAGGACCAAGAACAGCAUAGUCUGACUCUGGAAAUGCGCUGUUGGAAGCCAAAUAACAUCAAUACUCUUUUUCUAUAAUUGAAUAUCAAAUAAGACAAAUUAUCAUUAAUUUAAUGAACGUGGAGUUAAUUGUGUAUCAGCAUUUCAGCAAAUCAUCAUCAAUAGUAUUACGUUAACAAUUUAUGCAAUUAAAAAGGCUUUGUAAAACUUUGAAUAGUUUUUUAUUGCUGUUAGUAGAUGUUGGAACUUCAUUACUAUAUAAUGUUUUUGCAAACUUUAACUUUUUUCUGAAUUGUUAAAUAAAAGAAUAUCUUUAAUCUAAAAAUUUUUGGUAGCAAAUCCUAUAAGGUAUUAAACAUUUUAAAUUAUAUUAUUACAUUGUUAUUUUACUUUCUCAUUAACUCAAACAGUAUAAAGGCAAAAUUCAACUUAGAAACAAGUUGCAUUUUGAAAGUUUAUUUGUAAUCCAUUUGUUUGGAAUUCAGAAAUGCAUUUCACAUAAAAAUAAUCUUGUAAGUAAUAAAUUCCAAAAUUAAAUAACAGAA